Molecule: messenger RNA, 1017 nt
Organism: Arabidopsis thaliana (thale cress)
Lineage: Eukaryota; Viridiplantae; Streptophyta; Magnoliopsida; Brassicales; Brassicaceae
Gene: RABA5E
Product: Rab GTPase-like A5A protein
Exons: 2
Coding region: 47-841 (264 amino acids)
Cellular component (GO): plasma membrane
Molecular function (GO): GTPase activity; GTP binding
Source: RefSeq, marked reviewed
AAUAUAGAAAAAGAAAAAGGUAACGACAUUAAAGAAGGUGCACUUAAUGCGCAGUAUGUCCUCUUGUGCCAGCUUGUUGCACCGUCUUCCGUCUCCUCCUCUUUCCCUCUCUCUCUCUCUCCAAACCAGUCCUACUUCUCUCUCUAGAAACCUAGGGAAGAAGAAGAAGACGGUGAAGCGAGCGAUGUCUUCGGACGACGAAGGAAGAGAGGAGUAUCUCUUCAAGAUUGUUGUUAUCGGCGACUCUGCCGUCGGUAAAUCUAAUCUUCUAUCUCGUUACGCACGUAACGAGUUCAGCGCUAACUCCAAGGCGACGAUCGGAGUCGAGUUUCAGACGCAGAGCAUGGAGAUUGAAGGUAAAGAGGUCAAGGCUCAGAUUUGGGACACUGCUGGUCAGGAGCGUUUCCGUGCCGUCACUUCCGCUUAUUACCGUGGCGCUGUCGGUGCCCUCGUCGUUUACGACAUUACCCGCCGCACCACUUUCGAAAGCGUUGGACGUUGGCUCGAUGAGCUUAAGAUCCAUUCGGAUACGACGGUGGCGAGAAUGCUGGUGGGGAACAAGUGUGAUCUAGAAAACAUAAGAGCAGUGAGCGUGGAGGAAGGAAAGGCUCUAGCCGAAGAGGAAGGACUCUUCUUUGUGGAAACAUCGGCUCUUGAUUCGACUAAUGUUAAAACAGCUUUCGAGAUGGUGAUACUUGAUAUCUACAAUAACGUGAGCCGUAAGCAACUCAACUCAGAUACUUAUAAAGACGAACUCACCGUGAAUCGGGUAAGUCUUGUUAAGGAUGAUAACUCUGCCUCCAAACAAAGCUCUGGUUUCUCUUGUUGUUCUUCCACUUGAUGAUAUACCACACCAAAAUAAUCCUUUUUUAUUUCUCACAACUGUAACUUUAUUAUAUAAAUUUUUGUUUUUUUCUUUGACUCAUGGAAGAAAAGAAAUUCAUGAACUGUAAUUUAUUUGGUCACAUUAAUUUUCCUUUUAUAAUUUUGGCAAACAUUCAAAAGAUCUAUUCAUUC